AUGUUGGACUUUGUUUACUAUGCCCAGUUGCAGUCAUACACAGAACAUAUGCUGAGCCACAUGCAAGCUGCACUCGCAUCAUUCCAUUCCAAUAAGGAAGUGUUCGUCGAGCUGGGAGUGCAUGAGCACUUUAACAUUCCAAAGAUCCAUUCAAUGAUCCACUACACUGAGUCUAUAUGUUUGUUUGGGACUGCAGAUAGAUUCAAUACUGAGCUACUAUCUCUCCAAGACUUGCCACUUUCCAAACACACCAAUUCAACACUUGAUUGA
This is a messenger RNA of Suillus bovinus, 270 nucleotides long. RefSeq lists its product as uncharacterized. The record is from RefSeq and is a predicted model, not a curated record. Bases 1 to 270 code for a protein of 89 amino acids. The transcript has a single exon. Lineage: Eukaryota; Fungi; Basidiomycota; Agaricomycetes; Boletales; Suillaceae.